Molecule: messenger RNA, 2871 nt
Organism: Linum trigynum
Lineage: Eukaryota; Viridiplantae; Streptophyta; Magnoliopsida; Malpighiales; Linaceae
Source: the annotation of a GenBank genome assembly
UAAGCAAACAACAUUUCGUUUGAGAUGGAGCAAUUUGGAUGAGUAUAUCUAAUGGAUCAAACUGAUACAAUUGUCUCAUUUUGAGACAGAGACAAUUGUGUCAAAUUGACUCAUUUGGUCGCGGAAAAUUUGAAAGGAGUAAUUUGGCCUAAGGAAUUUUGAAUUGGCUCGUUUUGAGGCAAUUACAAUUGUCUGGGGUGGACUAGAGGCAAGUAAUUUAAAUUGAUUUAUUUUAAAUGACUCAUUUUGCAAUUGAUCCAUCCAAACAACACCAAGAAGAAGUGCCGGAUGAACUAGUGCCGGUGAUUAUUUCAAGAGUAAGGACUUUGAACGAAGUGGCAGCAGCCUCCUGUCUAAGCGUUGGAGGAACAUAUGGCGAUCGAUCGGCGGCGGGGUUUUGGAUUUCGACAAGUCCGAUGAGCUACGACCGCAGGGGCAAGGGUUGCACAUCAUCGGAGCCACAUUUGAAGAGCAGCGCCGAUUCACAAUUCGGGUCGACCAAGCCCUGAGUUGUCAUGUUCAUCAAGACUUGGACGCCCUGAAAAUAGGGUUCCACUUGGUUAGAAUGGAAAAAAGAAAUGUGUAGGUGGAUAGAAUUCGGGCUGUCCAAGAGAGUGAAAGAACUGUCCCUAUUGUCCUACUACACUUUCCAUCAUCCAGAUCGUGUCCAUCUUCGUUUCUUCACCCCCUGAAUUGCUCGCCAAGCACGACCUCAGCCGCCUCGAGGUUUUGGAGUUCUGUAACCUCUCCGAAAUUUCUCAUGAAGCGGUCAAUCACGUCCUCUCCAACUGUUUUUCUCUGCGACACCUCGCCUUGCGCAGUUGCCAUUUCCAGCAACAACCUCCAGUGUUUGGAUUUCAGUGAAGCUGCCUACUCGACUGUGAGGAUUGAGCUAAUCUCUGCCCCUCGUCUUCAUACGUUCAAGCUUACAGGAUACCAUGGUGCGGAUUCGUGGGUCGAAUAUGGGGAUGACCUUCCUCGACUUCAAGAGGCUGUGGUUUCUUGUAGAGACUACCUAUUUCCAUGGCCUGCCCAUCACAUCCGCAAGUUGGCACCCCAUUUACAACGCCUCGGGCUUGAAAUCAUGAGUAGCGACUUCAUUCGUCGUCUUCCUUGUAAGUCCAGCUGGCUGCAGUUCGAAAAGCUUAGAGUGCUGGAUUUGGUCAUAGAUAUAGGUGAGGCUCUUCCAAGUUUCUUGGAAUGCACUGUCCUGCUAAGGGCAGCACCAAUGUUGCGUGAACUAUCCGUAUGGUUCCAAAAUGUAUCCGAUGAUUCAAGAAUAUGGGAGAGACGAGACUUGGUUGCAGAGUCUUCGACGUGGAAGCAUCGCUCUCUGGAGGUGCUUCAGCUGCACGGGGUGCAUCCUCAUGGAAUUGCUGUCGAUUUUCGCAAUCGCCAACUGGAACUUGCUGCUUACAUAAUCAUGAAUGCACCAUCAUUGAAUCAAAUCGUGAUCAAUACUCGUCGUCGAGACCCACUCCAUGGUUCUCUUGGCAGAGUCAUGAUGUCCGAUCCAAUCGAUGCUCGUAUGUGUGAAGCCAAAAUGGAGUUGGAAACCCAACUUCAAGGCCGCUCUGCUAGCCCCCAUAUCAACUUCACUUAUCAGUGACAACAACUGCAACAAUACGAAGAACGACAACCUUUCAUCAUGGUAAAUGACACAAACUUCAUGCUCACUUUUAUGUUGAAGCUCAGAUUUCACGACUCUUGGAUGAACUUACUAUGCAUUGGCUAGAACCCUUCUCUUAUUUGAUCGUGAUGACGCAGCUAAUGAAGGCUUGUUGCUGAAGCUGGUGAUGGGAAUGAUGAUGAUGUUGGUGGCUUCUUUGGCUUGGAUUUGAUGAACCCGCAAUUUUAGAGAUUGUUUACUUUUCGUUUCAGCUUUCAAUCAUAAACUGAGUUGUUUUGUAUUUCAAUCUUUGAGUAAUGUUGCUACUAAAGACUUUUUUUGGUGAAAUUGCUACCAAGUCUCUAGUGGUUGAACUUUGAUACUUCUGUGUUGAACUUUGAUAUUCCUAUUCUUGAUUAUGAAAGCACUGUAGUUCAGGACUUGAUUACGGCUGACAGUUUGAUUUCAAAAUUUCGGUUCAAACCGAAUCGAACAGAUAAUGCGCUCGUAUUGGUUUCAAACCAAAGCGCUCAAAGGCUGGAAAAGCAACUAACUCCAAAUCUCCCAGAAUCUCCAGAAUAAAGCAUCUAACUUCCACAAAAUAAAGGCUCUCCAACUAAAUUCACAAGAAGUUCCCAGGUAGCAACACUUAUUUAAUCCAGGGCAAGACUUAACAAGUUUAAACCAAAAAGAAAAUUUCAGUUAGUUGGAGACAAUGCAAAAGAGCAGGACAUUGAUGAAGUUACCGUCAACUAACUGGCUCCGCACAAGGAAAUCGAACUUUCUGCAAGUCAUGAUGAUGUUUCAGCAGAAGAUACAUCAGCACCGGGAUUUUGAGCUUCCAGUAGCUUAGCAAGGCGCUCAGCAUGUUCUCUCUCACACUGACUGAUGCCCAUUAUUAUAUCAAGCAUUGUUCCCGUCGUGCCAAAGAACACCAGUGGGGCUAACGAUUUCCGCUUUAUCCCCACAGGAAUUGCUAGCAGAGCGCCUCCUACUGAAAAGAACCACGUUCCCAUUGCACUGCACAUAUUGAACAUUUAGCUCCUUCGUCACAGUUCUAUCUUCAUAUAAUAGUGAAACUAUGUAUAAACUUAUGAAUGGAAUGGUCAUAGAUGAAGCAGAAAGCACAUAUAGAAACAGCACUGGUGUGUGCACUCUGUCACAUUCACCCAUAGAAAGCAAUGGAACUAUCAGUUCACAGAUAUAGCCAUUGGGGAACUGAGGCUAGUGUCAAAUGUGUACAAGAAACCAGAAGUCAGGCA